UUUCUAGAAGCUUCCCACCAUCAGAUGUCUAGAAAUCUUGGCGUAUUAGGAGGGACAGCUGGAACGUUUGAUCGGACAACAACUCUAGCACGGCAGCUCUCCAUAGUGUUCCAUUAGUGUCUCACUACGCUGUGCAGCCUUAAAACAGUUUGAUUGCAGAGAUUAUCGAAAUGGACGAAACGGAAUUGUGCGCAGUUUGUUGUUCGAAAGCCUCCCAAAUUUGCGGCGGAUGCGCUCAAGUCUUUUACUGCGCCAAGGAUCACCAGAAACAACAUUGGCCGAUCCACAAGAGUCAAUGCAAACCCUACAAGAUUGUUUGCGACCAGAAAUUCGGACGCUUUAUGGUGGCGUCCAAGAAUAUCAGACCGGGUGAAAUAAUAUUUCGGGACAAGGCUUUAAUCACGGGACCCAAACAAGGUUGUCGUCCGUGUUGUCUUACGUGCUACACCAGUCUGGAGGAUGCGGAAGAGGCCAGUCUCUUCCGGUGCCCCGGAUGUGACUUCCCAUUUUGCCAAGAAGAAUGCGCAAAGAGUCCAAAUCACGAAGCCGAAUGCCUCGUAUUAAGACGAGCUCAAACACACAUUGACGACAUGAACGAAUUCCACCCGAUUUACCUGUGCAUUCUUCCACUGCGGGGCCUUUUACUUAAAACGACGCAACCGAAAUUAUUCCAAGCAUUCAGCGAAUUGGAACAUCACAACGACUUGCGACGACAGUCGAAAAUGUGGGACGUUUACCAAGUCAACGUCGUCGAAUUUCUCCGGAAUUCGUGCCAUUUGGCGGAUCAAUUUAGUCAAGAGGAAAUCCACUCGGCCUGUGGCGUCCUCGACGUCAACUCGUACGAAAUUCGAUUGUCAGACGGCCAAGGAGCGCUGGGCAUUUUCCCAUUAGCUUCGAUGCUAUCACAUCAUUGCAUUUCAAACACUCACCAUAUUAUCGACGACAAAUAUCAGAUGACGGUUCGAGCAACAGUUGCGAUCGAUAGAGGCCAGCAAAUAUUCGCCAGUUACACUUUACCGCUGGAAGGAACAAAAGAGCGAAGGGCCGUGUUGCGUCACAGCAAAUUAUUCGAAUGCGAUUGUUCCCGCUGCUCCGAUCCGACGGAAUGUUCAACUUAUUUAUCGGCCCUCUGCUGUCCAAAGUGCACGACGGGCGCCGUGCUGCCCGUCCGGCCGCUGGACGAGGCGGAAACCGAGUGGAAAUGCACCCGGUGCCCUUACAACCUUACGGCUUCCGUCGUGAACCGAGUGGUCGACCGGCUCACACAAGAAUUCCAAGCCAUCGGACCCAAUCAAGUGGAAAAAUACGAAGGAUUCCUAAAACGGCACGCCUCACUUGUCCAUCCCAAUCACUUCCUGUUCACGAGCGCCCGGCAGUCGCUGAGCCAAUUGUACGGACGGGAUGAGCGGUUCUUACUCAACACUUUGACGAUGGAACAGCUGGAACGAAAAGUUGCCAUCUGCCGGCAGUUGCUGGAUGUGGCGGAUGUCGUCGAGCCCGGCUUGACACGAAUCAGAGGUGUGACACUGUACGAGAUGCACGCUCCAAUGUUGUUGUUGGCCAGACGGGCGUUCGAGGCCGGCCAAAUCAGUUCGGCGGAAUGCCAAGAGAAAAUCGAAGCCGUGCGAGUGAUCCUGUCGGAAUCGGCCAAAAUCCUUUCGCUGGAAGAUCCCGCCUCGACGGAAGGGGCCAUGGGGACGGCAGCUGUUCAAUCCCUGGGGCAAAUUCAGCGCUGGAUGUAUUCUUUGUAACGGCCCCCACCCAUUCGCUUUGUCUAGCCAUUGUGAUCCCAGUCUUUCAAAGUUACCGACACGUAAUAAAUAGUAGGAGGACCCGUGAGCGUUAUACAAGGAUUUAAAAAAACGACUUAUAUGGUAAUGUUGAUUCAUCUGUGCUUAAAUAAAUAACCCAAACAGCUCG
Daphnia pulicaria is the source of this 1920-nucleotide messenger RNA. Its product is annotated as SET domain-containing protein SmydA-8-like. The record is from RefSeq and is a predicted model, not a curated record. Gene Ontology annotation, molecular function: protein binding. Lineage: Eukaryota; Metazoa; Arthropoda; Branchiopoda; Diplostraca; Daphniidae. Bases 171 to 1751 code for a protein of 526 amino acids. The transcript is spliced from 8 exons.